Ceutorhynchus assimilis (cabbage seed weevil) is the source of this 8216-nucleotide messenger RNA. The record is from the annotation of a GenBank genome assembly. Lineage: Eukaryota; Metazoa; Arthropoda; Insecta; Coleoptera; Curculionidae.
CAGCUGUCUGCGACAUAAAACAAAAUAAUCAAUAAUAAGUUCCACUGCCUUUAAAGCCGCAUUAAGUUCUAUUACGGGUAUAUAAAAAUGGAUAAUCUUAAUAAAUAUUAGUGCCGCAAAGUGCAAAAGUGUUUCAAUAAUUGUAGAAAGGCUUUAAUUUUGUGCAGCAAUUGGGCACCUGUCAAAAGUGGAAAUUCCAUUCCGUAUCCUUGGUGACUGCCUAGCAACGGGUACAACAACAUAGCAAUUUUAGAGAGCAACAGGAGUAGCCCUGGGGACGUAGCCAUGGCAACCGCAGCUCGAUUUGCAGCUGGAAACGGCGCUAGUCCGCCCACCCCGUCGCCUGCGACGACGCCUCCCGAUGUCCAGCCUCAACCGACUCAGCUCAUCGUUUUGCCAGCCAGUUUGCAUCAGGGCACAGCGAGCGGUACAAUUGUGAACGGGGUACCAGUAAUUGCUUUGGAACAGGCUGGGGAUUCUAGCAACGAGAGCACUGGGGGCGGAGACCAGGAAAACGAACCUCAAGAAGAUCCUAUCGCUACCGCAUCACCACAUUUUAUAACGGUAACUGUUGCUGAGGGAGACGCAGUGGCUUCACACCAAAGCUAUCACAUUCAAUAUGUUGAACAGGAGAUCUACGCUUCGCAGGCCAAUGGCGGACAGCCUCAAAUGGCAUAUCCUGUAUACACAGUUGGCGAAUCGACCGCGCUCUAUCCCAUAGCCAAUGGUCAAGGGCCAAGCCAGUAUUACGGAGCUUCAACCAACGCAGGAAACACCACAACUGGUACGGUAGGGUAUUCCGCAUCUACAGGACAGUAUGUCCUUCAGCAGACAGUAGAUGCUGAUUCGUUGCUCAACAGGAUGACACCUCAACAAAGUUCUGCUGUCCAAUGGUUAAUGGAACAUUACGAAACGGCCGAUGGUGUUUCCCUGCCCAGAUCGACGCUUUAUGCUCAUUAUUUGAAACAUUGUGUCGAUAAUAAGUUAGAGCCCGUUAAUGCUGCGUCAUUUGGAAAACUGAUACGUUCUGUGUUUAUAGGACUGAGAACCAGACGGCUUGGAACAAGGGGUAACUCCAAAUAUCACUACUAUGGCAUCCGAGUUAAACCAGGGUCGCCUUUAAUGAACAUCGAGGAUCCUUCGAGCAAAGUUACUCUAAACUCAAGUUCUUCAGGGAAAGCUCAAGGCACUGUCCGUCCGUUCAAACGUAAUUCUGAUUCUGACAGUCAGAGUUCCAAUGGGACAUUAUUGCAACACGCAGCAUAUUUAGGAGAUGGCAGCAGUGCAAUCCCUGCGUUUCCCGAAAUACAUUUUCAAGAAGCACUUCCUGAGGAUUGCGGUUAUGAGGAUGUGGAUACACUGAAAUCAAUAUACAGGGAACAUCUGGAAGCAUUUUUAGAUGCUAUACUAAGCUUGGAAUUCAACACUGUUGAGUCCUUAUGGAGAGAAUUUUGGCGAUCUCAAUACAAUAAUAAUGGAGAUGAAUGCGAAGAAGAAAAAUAUUUAUCAAAGUCCAAGCUGUUUUCCCUUUGCUCAAUGGAGCCAGUUCAGAUAUUUAUGAAACAAGUAGAUUUGGUGUUUUACCAAAGUCUCAUCCAGGUAUUAGUGCCUGAUGUUUUGAAGCCAAUUCCAGCCACUCUUACUCAAUCUAUACGGAACUUCGCUAAAAAUCUGGACAAUUGGCUAACAAGUGCAAUGGCAGGUGCCCCACCAGCAAUGUUGCAAAUCAAACUGACCGCAGUAUCGGCUUUUAGUUCCAGUUUGCGUCGUUACACUUCGCUCAAUCACCUUGCACAAGCUGCCAGAGCCGUUUUGCACAAUGGAAACCAAAUUGGACAAAUGUUGGCCGAUUUGAACAGAGUCGAUUUUCAUAGUGUUAGAGAACAAGCGUCUUGGGUUUGUCAAUGUGACAAUGAAAUUGUUUCUCGUUUCGAGAAUGAUUUUAAGUUGACGUUACAGCAGCAAAACUCGCUGGAGCAGUGGGCAUCAUGGCUGAAAAAUGUGGUGAAAAGUGCUUUGAAACCUUACGAAGGAUUGCCUAGUUUUUCUAAAGCUGCCAGACAGUUUCUGUUGAAAUGGAGCUUUUAUAGCUCUAUGGUGAUCAGGGAUCUCACUCUUCGUUCAGCAGCAAGCUUUGGAUCUUUCCAUCUAAUACGUUUGCUAUAUGACGAGUAUAUGUUUUACUUGAUUGAGCAUCAAGUUGCUGAAGCUACUGGUGUAGUUCCUAUUGCUGUAAUAUUAGAAGGCAUUAAAGAAGAUGUCAUGCAAAAUAAUCUAAGCGUCUAUGGGAGCAACGUGCCGCUUUCUGACGGAUCCAGUUUGCACCCAGAUAAACUAGGCCGUUUGAGUCCUACAGACCAUUUAUCGAAACGACAAAAAAUCAGCUAGCCUGUUGAGGAAUAUACGGCUGUAGUGAUAUCCGGCCAUACUAGUUUUAGUGUUCAUUUAUGAGCCAGUAUUAUUAAAUUUUUAUUUAUUUUUAUUGUUGUUGAUAAUGAAGCUCAUUGUGUGGAUCGGUUUUUUAAAAUUAAUUAUUUAUUAUUGCUUUUGGGAUACAGACAGACACAGGGUCCAAAAAGUAUCCUGAUUUUACAAUAUACAAGGUUCUUUUUACAAGAUUUUAACUAUUUAUUAUUUAGUUUUUAAUUUAUUUUAAUUAUAAUUUGUUACACUGGCUCAUUAUGUGUUCAAAUUUUGUUGUUAAUAAUAUUUUUAGGUAAUUAUUUUAUUUGUUACAGUGGUUUAUAUUAUUUUAUCUUUUGUUGUUUUUUUUUUAGUUGUUGACUUAUUGAAUAGUAGGUAGGUACUUUAUUUUAAUUUUAAUUUUAAUUUUUUUUUUUGAUUGAUUGAUAUUUUGACAAGUUGCUCAUAAGAAAAGAACCAAGAAAACUGACAUUGUUGGCUUAGUUCGGCAUUGAACUUAAUGAAUCGGACAGAUUCUCUAUGAUAAUUUGAAUGAAUGGAAUGGAAGUUUUGUUGUUUUUCUGCAAUUAUAGCGGAAAGAAAAAUGAAUUUUACUGGGUCCAUGAAAUAUAAAGGCGGAAACGAAUUGAACCGAAACUACCCCUUUAAGAAAAAAAUUAUCAUAAAACUGACCCUAUUGAUUAUUAUAUCUAGAAGAUAGGAAGAAAGCACUGUGUGCGUGUUACAGUUUCAUGAAAAUAAAAUUUCUGGAAAUCUUGAAACUUUUUUUGUUUCCUUCCAAAAUUUGUAAUGGAUUUCCAUCAAGUAUCGACUAAAUCAAUCUCUCAUAUCUUUUCUUAUUUAUUAUAAGAAAUAAAACCACACUUCAUGGCACACUAACUAACUGUCAAAGUCUGAAAGAACAUUCCGGAAAUACCUGUUGUAUGCCUUUAACGUAUAGUACCAAAGGAUAUGACAGAAAAACAGGAUGAAUGGAUAUAUGUAUCUGAACAUUAUCAAUUCUAUUUUCAUGAUGAAUAAAUGAUUAUGUUUAUGCCGAACUCAGCCUUUAGUAUUUGGUGUUGCAAAAAUGUUUUUGUUUUGGUUAAACAAACUCCCUCCGGCGGAAUUAUGCCUCUGAACUAAAAAUUCCACUGUCCAGCGAAAUCUUGAAAUAAUAAUAUUUUAUGAGCAAGCCAUAAAACAUCACAUAUUAAUAUUUAAAAUAUUUUUCCAGUUGCUUUUCAUGAAAAUCAAAAAACUGAAUAUUAGAAGCUCCAUAUGUGUGCUUUUUUCUUGUAGUAUCAAGGAAAUCAAACUAGAGUACUUCGAGCAAAUAUAUUCAAUAUACCGUGCGUUCGUUAUUUUGGUCUGAGUUCUCCGAGCAUGACUUUACCGUUCGUUUAUUCAAAAAGUGUACUCGGUGCAGCCUCAUUCGCGUUCGUUUAUUAAAAUUUCUGGCACUUUUAUUUAGCGUUCAACUGCUCUGUUCCCUCGCUGGUCACGUGAUUACGGCUCCGCUCAGCACGCUCUGCUCUUCGAGCAAAAUACCGAACGCAAGGACAAUCUUAGCAGAGCGCUUUCGGCUACCCGACCAUCCUCAGUGCUAACUGAAAAGAGAAUAAGAGGUCCGCCACUCACUUUUUCUUGUAGGGCUAGAAUACCUUGUUCUUUUCGAUUUUGCAUCUUUCUCAUAGUAAGUACACCAUUCUUGUUUUCAGCAAAAUCUCAACAUAGAAAAAAGUUUCAUCAUUUUAGUACUAAGGGUGGGGUCUUUUUCAAAAUUCAGGUGUACAAAUCUGCUGGUGGACGUUUGGUCACUUCAUUCCAAAAUAAUUAUAAGAUUAAUGCAAUAAUCCAUUAUUUAAUGUGUAUUUUUCUAUAUAUAUACGAAAAAUACUCCUUAUGGAAUUAUUGUGCCGCCAGGAAAAAUAAAAUGUAAAUAUAGGGUGGUCCAAAAAAAACCGGAAUUUUGUUUUUGAGCUGUAACUUUUUUAUUUGUUGACCAAUUUUCUUUUGUUUUGGCUUGUUUGAAAGAGAAAUGAACAGACUAACGAAUCAGGGUAAAACUUUUGACAUUUGAAAAAAAUCCAAAAUGGCGGACUCUUUCAAAAAUUGCCUAGUUUUGAAUAGCGCUGGAACUUUUUUGGGACACCCUGUAUAAGUUUUUUUGAUAAAUUCUUGAAGUUCAUCAUUUUGCGAACAUUUUAAGACCUCGACAGAAAAAAUCGGUUGAAAACUAAGUCAAAUAUAUAAUAUUUUUUUGUAAUAUCGAAUUUCAAUUUUUUAUAUUGACAGCAAAAUCUGAAUAUGCUAUUUCAGCUAGAAUUUUUUUUUUCUACUCGACAUAUUUCUCCUAUUUCGGGCUUCGAAAGAUAAAUAGAUAGGAUAAGGAUCCGAAAUGAAGAUUUUGACUGUUGAGAAAAACAGAUUUCCCAGUUCCUUCAACAUAGCCAAUCUUGAAAAAUUUUACGAUAAGUUUUCUAACAAUACGACUAAUAUUUUUAUUUAUAAAUUUUAGAAAAUAAAGUAAACACAUUUAAGGGGCAAGAGGCGAUAUUAUUUCCGUGGGCCUCAACAACCCAUGCUAAACGUCUACGCCAAGAAUCGAUAGAAUUGGCAAUGUUACGUUGUUCCAGCAGUUCUCCCCAAAACUCAACGAUUCGGUUGUGCAGCUCUCCUAAAUUAUUGAACGUAGCCCUAUUUCCGUGGCCUUUUUCUUCCAAAUCCCCUCCAUGCAAAGUAAUCGCAGGAAUUCAAAUCUGGGCUAUUAGGCGGCCAGUCAACGAGCUGUAUAAAAUCCGCAACUUGCUCUCUUAGAUACUUUUUUAAAAUUACCUGCAUAAAAGUGUAGUCUUGAGGUGUGAGCUGUUCAAUUUCGGAUCAAGAUUCCUAAAGUUAACAGGUUGUCUGGUAAUGGGUAACUUGAUGACGCAUCUAGAGUGCCUUAUGGAGAUUUGCAUUAUGUUCAAGCAUACAGAUGACGUCAUAAAAGUUAUCAGGCAACCUACCUCUCUCAAACAACCUUGAUUUCGGAUAGCAUAUGACGAACACAAGCUGACAAUACUUGCGUGAAUCCAAGCGAACUCCUUGAUCGAUAACAAUUAGUUGUGCUUUGUGGCUUCGAGAAAUUGCUGCAGAUAGGUACCAUUAAAUAACUGCUGAAUUUUUCUCUUCCUUUAUCUGCUUUUCGAACUUGGAGAAAAAUUUGUAGUUGGUUGUUUAGCGAAUUCUGUACUCCGGAUAAGGUGAAAAUUUUUGACUAUGUUGAAGGAACUGGGAAAUCUUUAAUUUUUUCUCAACAGUCAAAAUAUUCAUUUCGAGUCCUUAUCCUAUCCAUUUAUCUUUCGAACAAGCCCGAAAUAGAAGAAAUAUGUCGAGUAGAAAGAAAAAAAUCUAGCUGAAAUAGCAUAUUCAGAUUUUCCUGUCAAUAUAAAAAUUGAAAUUCGAUAUUACAAAAAAAUCAAUAUUUCACUUAGUUUUCAACCGUUUUUUUCUGUCGAGGUAUUAAAAUGUUCGCAAAAUUUUGAACUUUAAGAAUUUAUUAAAAAAACUUAUAUAGGGUGUCCCAAAAAAGUUCCAGCGCUAUCCAAAACUAGGCAAUUUUUGAAAAAGUCUGCCAUUUUGGAUUUUUUCAAAUGUCAAAAGUUUUACCCUGAUUCGUUAGUCUGUAAAUUUCUCUUUCAAACAAGCCAAAACAAAAGAAAAUUGGUAAACAAAUAAAAAAGUUACAGCUCAAAAACAAAAUUCCGGUUUUUUUUGGACCACCCUAUAUAUUGAUAUAAAAAAUAUUCUACAGGGUGUGCAAGGUUUUUACUGUAAUAAGUUCUGAAUGAUAGUUUCAAUCACUCUCAAGCAAUCAAUAGGUAAUCAAUAUCAGGGACCAUAGACUCAUUUUAUUUAACAGCAAAUUUAAUGCAAAAUCUGCACCCUGUAUUUUAUACCAUCACAAGUAAAUAUUUCAUUUGUUUUACAUUUACCAAAAUAUUGUUUCCCUGAAGAAUUUCAGACUGAAGGUUUUCCUUUUUAUUUUUUUAUUAAAUGGCAUGUAUUAAGUGUUAGGGACACCUAUUUUAAGCAAAACUUACCAAUAUUGUGUGUAGAGUGUUGUUUUGGAUUGUGAUAAUGGUUAUCAAAACUUCACAAAAGUUUUAGAUAGAUAUUAUCACAUUCUGAAAUGUUUGAUGUAUUAAAUUUUUGAACAUGUAAAUAGGUUAUUGCUCAAAAGUGUAAUCCAUCCAUAAAUUUUAAAAUUAACUGGGGAAUAAAUAACCGAUUUCCAGGGUAAACAUAAAAUAACUUAUUCCUCUUGUCAGUACAAGUAAAUGUUUUUUUAAAUCAAUACCAUGGAAACUAAUUUUGCUACAUUUUAUAAAUCCAUAGAAUAGUUAUAAUUUUAGGCAAUAUAUUUUUUUAUUGUGCAAAAUGCAAAAAUGUAUUCCUACUGACCAAUGAUUACCUCCUGAAAAUCUUAUUCAAGGGGUAUCAGCCUGAUACAGGGGACAGGAUUCUUCUAGGGCAGGAAGGAAGUUGGGAUGCACAAUAAGCCAACCAAUGAUUAUCAUUUUUCAAGCCUCAGAAUAACUUGCAAUAUUAGGUCAGUUUCUGCAGAAAUCACAAACCAGUCAAAGCGAAUUUCAUUGGGUGAAAAUAGUCAGAAACAGAAAAUUAGUUUCAACCAAUGAAAUUCACACUGACUGGUUUGUGAUUUCUGCAGAAACAGACCUAAUGUAAUUCGUAUGCAAUUUAACUACUUUUGAUUUUCAAUCGCUAUGGGUAAUGCAAUUUUAUGCCGUAGUAGAAAUUGAGCAUUAGAACACCUCGCAUAGCAGUUUUUAGCCAGAGAGGUUGCAAGCCUGGAUUUUAAUUCGGCAAUUAUUAUGUGGCUCCUCGGGGGUUGUAUUUUCGAAUUCAUUCGAGUACAUUUCGUACACGAAAAUUUGAUUCACAGCAAUGUAAAUUAAACGGGGAGCAUUCGAAAUCGUUUAAAAUUUCGUAUGCGAGAAUAUUCGAGAAUACGACCCCUGGUUCUUUGACACAAAAAAAAUGCAUGUGAGAGAAGAAGAGAUUCCCUGGAAAUUUCACAAAUGUUAUGCGAAAUAUUCUUAUGCAUGAUUUCUGCUGUCAAAAGGUUUAAAAUGUAUUGGUUUUUUGCAUUCCUUGAUUUGCUUUGUAUUUCCUUGCUUUCAUGUACUUCAUUCAUUGACUUUUUUUUAUAUUUAGUGUGUAAAUAAUAUGUUAUGCAGCUAUUUUGCAUAAAAUAAAAUAUUUAAUUGUAAUUCGGAUAGGUACCAAUCUAGGCUUAUGGAUACAAAUUAUAUAUUUCGCGCAAAUUGUUUUACCUACAAUUAUUUUUAUCAGGCUUAAUAAGUUUAAGGAGGGGAGAAAUACAUUAAAAACUGUAUCCAAAUUUAAACAGUAAUUUUAGAAAUAUUGAAAAAUUAUAUUUGAAUGUUCGAGACUUCUGCCUUCUAAUAAAGUGGGUGUGAUAAGGCUAUAGUUAUUAUUAUAAUAAAUAGGAUAUAGUAUGGAUUAAGGUGCACUAUUUUGUACUAAGUGGGUAUUAAAUUAAAUGUAAAAUUAGAAAAAAUGGAUCAGUGUAUUUUUGUAGAUGUGAAAUUAUAUUUUAAGAACAUUUUACAGCUUUUCUUUCUCAUCGUCAGGCGACAACUUUCUGUUCACAUGAAUAUUACGAAGGGCACGUUUUGAAUUGCAAUUAUUUCACUUUAAGGCAUUGCUUUACCUCUACAAUGUUUUUAGUUUUUAUCUUGUAAAAAUAUUAAGGUUAAUAAUAAAUGCUAGUCUUGUUAAAA